Messenger RNA from Gracilinanus agilis (Agile Gracile Mouse Opossum), 3295 nucleotides. Its product is annotated as rho GTPase-activating protein 29-like. Gene Ontology annotation, molecular function: GTPase activator activity. NCBI's taxonomy places the organism in Eukaryota, Metazoa, Chordata, Mammalia, Didelphimorphia, Didelphidae. The coding region runs from base 1 to 3063 and encodes 1020 amino acids. The transcript has 18 exons. Gene Ontology annotation, biological process: activation of GTPase activity; signal transduction. The record is from RefSeq and is a predicted model, not a curated record. Gene Ontology annotation, cellular component: cytoplasm.
AUGGCGGCCAACAAUGGUGCCAUGCUUCGAAGAGGUCAAGAAGGAUAUGAACUGAGAAAAGGCCAUUUGAGGGGUGAGACUGGAAUUCCAACUCAGUGGCUUGAGAGCAAAUAUGUUUCCUUUUCAGAAAGUCAAGAUUGUCUGCAUAAUGUAGCUCAGGAACGUGUGGGAGAGCUGCUGCAGGUUCUUAAAGCCUUUGUAAACAAACACCGAACCUUCAAUUCAGAUGACAUUCUUACUGCCGCAGGAGUAGUUGUGGCCAAAGUGAAUGCUGUGAACUUCAAAGACAUUAACGAAGAAGACAGGAGACAUCUUUGCACUGAAAUAUUUUCUUCUAUUGAAACACUGGCAUUCACCUUUGGUAAUGUUGUUUCAGACUUCCUUAUGGGAGAUGUAGACAGUGGUUCACCAUUGGGACUUUCUGUGUCCCCAGAAAGUCAGUCAAUGGAAAACAUUUCUGUGAGAUCUUUGGGAUUGCUGCAUGAUGAUCAUCAAGGACCUCUAUGGCCCAAAGAUUUGGAUAGCAUGCUUCUGAGGAAUGAGGAUGGGGUUGAGUUGGCAUUGUCAUAUGCUAAAACAUGGUCAAAAUAUAUCAAGGAUGUAAUUACAUGGGUUGAGAAGAAAAUCAACUUGGAGGCAACAGAUAAAAUGUGUCGAGCAAAGAUGUACAUUAGCCAAGUUUUGGACUUUAAUCAGAAUGCUGUUCCUGAUGAUUCUCGCGCUUUGCCUUUGUUUGACAAACAGGCAGUAGUUAACCUCUUCCAGAUGCAACACGCACAGGUUGGGCCUCUGCCGGUUAACCACCAGUCUCUCUGUGAGAAGGCCAAGUUAUAUGAUCCUGGACGAAAGUUUGCAGAAUUUGUGAAGGCAAAAACUUCACCCAAGGAUGACAUCACGAUAAAAAUGAGUUCUUUUGAAAAUUCCAAAGUUGAUGGACUUUUAAAUAAGAGAUCAACCAAUAAUCAACAUGCUUCACAUGGAAACUUCUGUCAGAAUUCUAGAGAUUGUCCAUUUCGUUUACUAGAGGAUAUUGGAAGCCCUCUUUCCUGUCCUGAAAAAAUUGGAGAAAAGAGGUGCUAUAGCAGCCUGGAUAUCCCAGGUGUCAGAGGGCCAUUUCCUUUCAGAAGAUCAUGGUCAGUUGGUGGAGUGUGGAGUGAUUCAGAGAGUACUGGAGGAAGCAGUGAAUCAAGAUCUGUGGAUUCUCUUCCUGCAAGUCCAGGAGAUUUUAAACACAACCUUCCUCGAACACCAUCAACAGGGACUAUGUCUUCGGCUGAUGACCUAGAUGAAAGAGAACCACCUCCUUCUGAGACUGGCUUAAAUGAGCGUGUACCUGAUAUUACCAGUUCUCCUGGCCUGUUUAGAAACUCCUUAAUGUCCAAAGCAGCUGCCAGCCAUAAGCUUCGGAAGCUGAGGGCUCCAUCCAAAUGCAGGGAAUGUGACAGCUUAAUUAUAUUCCACGGGGCUGAGUGUGAGGAGUGUUUCCUUGCUUGUCACAAAAAGUGUCUGGAAACCUUGAGAAUUGGCUGUGGGCACAAGAAACUUCAUGGCAAGUUACAUUUAUUUGGUGUCGAAUUUGCUCAAGCUGCUAAAAAUGCCCCUGAUGGCAUCCCCUUCAUUAUUAAAAAAUGUACCUCAGAAAUCGAAAGCCGAGCCCUAAACAUGAAGGGCAUCUACCGUGUGAACGGAGCCAAAACGAGGGUCGAGAAACUCUGCCAAUCCUUUGAAAACGGGAAUGACUUAGUAGAACUGUCAGAGCUCAAUGCCCACGACAUAAGCAACGUUCUGAAGUUGUAUCUUCGUCAGCUGCCAGAACCCUUAUUUUUGUUCCAUCUUUAUGACGAGCUUAUCGGCCUCGCCAAAGAGAGCAAGAUGAUGGCUGAAGACCCAAAGGAGCCAAGGGUGGAAGGUGGGGGUGCCGACCUGAGUACAAUCCUGAAGAAACUGAGGGAUUGUUUACACAAACUGCCAGACCCCAAUUACGCCACGGCCAAGUUCCUCCUGGGGCACCUUCACAGAGUGGCCCAAGAGGCUGACGAAAAUAAGAUGACCGCGAAGAACCUGGGCAUCGUGUUCGGUCCGACGUUGAUUCGGCCCCGAGAGACCCACGAGCCCAUUUCCCUUUCGUCCCUGAACGACUAUCCGCACCAGGCCCGAGUCCUCGAGCUCCUCAUCGUGUAUCACGCGCAGAUCUUUGAGGUUUCCCCCAAAGCGCCCGCAGCGUCGGCAGCCCCGAACGGCGUUCCCCUCCCCGGAGAAGCCACGGAGUGCAGAGACAGCAGGGAAGGCGCCGCCUCUCUUGAAAACGGUGAAAUCUCCCCCUUCAGGAUUACAAAGUGUACGUUGAGAUCCCCAAGGAUUAAAAGAUCCGUGAGACCCGUGAGUCUCCCCGUAGAGCAGUUCCUUCCUCCAAACAAUAUGGGAACUUUAAACUCACAGAGAUUCGUCAGGAGUUCCACCAUCGAAGAAAUGCCUGAAACAAAGCCUUUUCCUAACUCGUGCUCUAGACUUUCUUGCUAUGACCCCCAAACUUGGGACAAACGAUCCCGACAACACGAUAGAGCUCCGAGGACUGCUAUGAUUCUGCCAAAUGCCCUCCAGGAGGACGGAGCCCCAGGCAGCGGGGGGAGUUGCGCUGCAUCCGUGGGCUCGGACAUCCCUCCGUUCAGUGCCGUCCAUGCUGGCAAGCCAGAUGCGCUGCCAGUCAGGGCAGUAAGAGUAAGGGCAGAAGGAUGCUCUUCAGACUCGAAUCCUCUGGCUGCUUUCAGGGUACGGAGAACUUUGCAGCCCCCGCCUGGCACAUUUUAUAAGCCGCCUCCCUACCAUAAGCUCAGGGGGAACGAAGAAAGUUUUCCAGAAACUUGUUUAAGGGCAGCCCCUGUCGGUGUCGGUCGAGAAAAUGCUGUGAAUUUUGUCGUGAAAUCAGAGUCACCCGAACAGCAGGUAAAUCAGCCCGCGGCCGGCCCGGAGGAAUAUCACACGUUGGAUGUAAAACUGACAUGCCAGAGACUCAGACCAAAACGGAUUCAAGAGCUGGAGCAGAGAGAAGCACAGUUCGUCUAGGUGGCCAAAUCUCGCUUUUAUUUUCUUUUUGGUUCAGACAAAGAGGGAUAGGUUGAGUGUCUUCAUUGGGACCACUUUUGUGCCCUAUUUGAAUUCUUUUUCUAGGCGCCAUUUUAAAAGUUGGCCCAGGAGGGUGGUAUGGACUGAAAGGAAGGCCGCCCAGUUGGUUGGUUCGGUGGUAUUUGAAUGAAAGUUGUAUUUCAAUGGAUCUCCAAUAAAAUGCAGUGCUCGA